AUGGCUGAAGCCUACCAUCCAGCCGUGUGCUAUGUUCACGGCAAUGACAAGUUCACAUCGGCGCUCGAGGUCGCGGUCGCAUCGAAUCAAACCAGCACAGUCCAGCUCCUGCUUGAUCGUGGUUUUGAGCUGAUCAUGUUCGAAGAUAGCUGUGUUGCUGCUGCCAUUGCGGUCAAGAAACUGCUUGCGAAUGGUGCGGAUAUCAAUCUAGGGGCUGGGCUUCAUGGCACUCCUUUUGUCAAUGCCAUCAUCAACGGGAAUGAGCAAAUGUAUCAGCUAUUCCUAGACCAUGGUGCGAAUACCAAUCCAUUAGAGUUAUAUGCCUUGUUUGAAACCCGCUUCAGGCUGCUUUGGUCAACACACUACUCGAUGCCGGAGCCGACUCCUCCAUCGAAGGAGGCUAUUACGGCUCGGCGCUACAGGCUACUGCAGUGUCUGUUCUUGGAUCUGGGUGUACCGGUCAAUACCGGCGUAGGGAAGUACGGCAAUGCGCUUGCGGUAGCACUGAAGAAGCAUGGUUGGGGCGCCGAUAAGGAGACUGUAAAGAUGCUCCUCGCCCACCUCGCAGACGUUAACCAGGCGGGCGGUAAAUAUGGAACGCCGCUGUAG
Exophiala aquamarina CBS 119918 is the source of this 609-nucleotide messenger RNA. RefSeq lists its product as uncharacterized. The transcript is spliced from 3 exons. Lineage: Eukaryota; Fungi; Ascomycota; Eurotiomycetes; Chaetothyriales; Herpotrichiellaceae. The record is from RefSeq and is a predicted model, not a curated record. Bases 1 to 609 code for a protein of 202 amino acids. Gene Ontology annotation, molecular function: protein binding.